Molecule: messenger RNA, 1598 nt
Organism: Aspergillus campestris IBT 28561
Lineage: Eukaryota; Fungi; Ascomycota; Eurotiomycetes; Eurotiales; Aspergillaceae
Product: aminopeptidase P family protein
Exons: 11
Coding region: 20-1528 (502 amino acids)
Cellular component (GO): mitochondrion
Molecular function (GO): metalloaminopeptidase activity; manganese ion binding
Source: RefSeq, a predicted model, not a curated record
CUCCACCAUCGUCCAAGCCAUGUCUCGCUCCACCAUAUCGGCAUGCAGAUCCCUCUGCCGUCAAUGGCCCCGCUCCCUCCGUUCUUCCACCCCCGUCAUCCCUCGCGCCCUCCUCCGACGCUCGCCCGUCGCAUGUCCCGUCCGCUCCGUCUCGCAUUACGUCUCCGCCGCGGAGCUCAAGUUCGGCCAGCCGCUCCACGAGACGCAUCCUCACCUUUUACAACCUGGAGAAUUAACCCCCGGUAUCACCGCCCUGGAAUACGCCCAGCGCCGCUCGCGACUCGCCAAUAAACUCCCCCAAAAUGCCGUCGCUGUGCUGGCUGCCAAUGAGGUGACCUAUCGCGCGUCGGGGAUCUUCAAUCAGUACCGACAGGAUUCGAAUUUCUUUUACCUCACCGGUUUCGACGAACCCAAUGCGUUGGCUAUAAUCGUCAAUGACGGCUCCGGUGAUAACCAUAUUUUCCAUCUCUACGUGCGCGGGAAAGAUCCCCGCGCGGAGCUGUGGGACGGUGCGCGAUCGGGCACGCAGGCUGCUAUUGAUGUUUUCAACGCGGACGAGUCCGGCGACAUCGAACGCAUCGGCGACAUCCUCCCCAAAAUCCUUGGCGACGCGACCGAGAUCUACACCGACAUCCCCGCCUUCAACACCGGCCGAUCCUCCCUGCAUCGGUAUCUGUACGGUCCCAUGGGGGCGUCUGACAAGCUGAAGAAGAUCGUCGACCACCGCAAGACCAAGCCUUUGCGUCCUAUUCUCAACGAGAUGCGCGUGUUCAAGAGCGAGGACGAGGUGGUGCAGAUGCGUCGCGUGGGCCAGGCUUCGGGUCGUGCCUUUACCGAGUCGAUGCGCCAGACUUUUACCAUGGAGAAGGAUCUUACUAAUUUCUUGGAAUAUAACUUUAAGAAGAAUGGCUGUGAUGGCAGUGCGUUUGUGCCUGUUGUUGCGGGUGGUUCGAAUGCUCUGGCUAUCCACUAUACGAGGAACGAUGACGUCUUACGACAAGGAGACAUGGUGCUGGUAGACGGAGGCGGAGAAGCCGGAACCUACAUCUCGGACAUCACGCGCUCGUGGCCCGUGAAUGGCAAAUUCUCCGACCCCCAGCGCGAUCUGUACAAUGCCGUGCUGGACGUCCAUCGCAAGUGCGUGUCGCUCUGCCGGGAGGACGCCGACCUGUCGCUGGAUCGACUCCAUUCGGUGGCGGAGAGCGGGUUGAGGGAGAAUUUGCAGCAGCUUGGAUUUGACGUAUCGAGUGAUGCCAUGGGAAUCCUCUUCCCCCACCACCUCGGACACUACGUCGGACUGGACGUGCACGAUUGCCCGGGUUAUUCGAGAAGUUACAGCCUCAAGGCGGGGCAGUGCAUCACCAUUGAACCCGGGGUCUACGUUCCCGACAGCGAUCGAUGGCCCGAACGAUUCCGCGGCAUCGGGAUCCGCAUCGAGGACAGUGUGUGCGUUGGAGACGAGAGCCCGAUUGUGUUGACCACCGAGGCUGUCAAGGAGGUGGACGAUAUCGAAGCGCUUCGUGAUUAGACGCAGGACAUGUCGAUACCUGCAUUAUGUCAUUGCAUGUACUAUAUCUAUCUGUAUAUUUAUGUCAAUC